AGAAGAUGUUCCAGAAGAGAUGAGAUGCCUUAUCUCCCUGAAAAAGCUUCAUUUAUUUGGAAACAGGAUUUGCAGAUUCGCGUCUAGAGUCUGUGGUUGAAAAGUCUUACCUGUCUAAGUAUCAAUCAUAACCAGCUAACCAUCAUUCCUAGAGAACUUUGCUCUCUUGAGAAUCUUUCUGAACUGCAUCUUAACUACAAUCAGCUCAUGUACAUACCUGAAGAGAUUAAGUUCUUACAGAAGCUCAAGCAGCUUUUUCUGGUCAGGAACAACCUUGAAGCUUUGCCAGAGGGACUUUGUCAACUUAAAAAUCUAAAAAUCCUAGACAUAGCCGGAAAUGUUAUUCAGAUAUUUCCACAAGGAGAAAUAACAGCAAGAUUUAUCAUCCGUGAGCUAGAAGAAAAUAACCCUUUUCUAAUGAAUGCCAUAGAAUGUCAUCCAGAGGCCAGGGAGAAAAUCUCUCAGGCAAAACAAUGUGCAAUAUGCAAAAAACCCUUUUUAUCUGAAUGGCUGGAAUGUGUUCAGUUUGUUUCUCCAUCGAAGAACUGGAAGAUAAGCAAAAAUCUACAGCUGAUACCUCUUCAAAUAUUACUUUGUUCUUACCAGUGUUUUGAUCAGCGAGGUCCUGAUCUCUUUGAAAUUGCUCAGGAGUAG
This is a messenger RNA of Nannospalax galili (Upper Galilee mountains blind mole rat), 654 nucleotides long. RefSeq names its product leucine rich repeat containing 69 (gene Lrrc69). The coding region runs from base 208 to 654 and encodes 148 amino acids. The transcript has 5 exons. NCBI's taxonomy places the organism in Eukaryota, Metazoa, Chordata, Mammalia, Rodentia, Spalacidae. The record is from RefSeq and is a predicted model, not a curated record.